AGAGUCCACCAUUAACAAGCAAGAGCCAUCUGGGAGGAGCAAGCAAGAGCCAUCUGCUAUGGUUUCUCUCUCUAUCCGCGUGUUUCUCUCUCUACAAAUCUUGAUUUUGUUAAUCGGAUCGUUUUGCGUCCCUGAGAUCAGCGGUGGGGUCAUAGGAGGAGGGAACUUUAGAGAAUUCGAUUACUUCGCGUUGGCUCUUCAGUGGCCGGGCACUUAUUGUCAGAGAACUCGCCAUUGCUGUUCCUCCAAUGCUUGUUGCCGAGGCUCAAAUGCUCCAUCUGAAUUUACAAUCCAUGGACUAUGGCCUGACUACAAUGAUGGAACCUGGCCUGCUUGUUGCACCCGUUCUAAUUUCGAUAUAAAAGAGAUAUCAACAUUGCUUGAUGACCUAGAGAAGUAUUGGCCAUCUUUAAGUUGUGGUUCCCCAUCAACCUGCCAUGGUGGAAAAGGGACAUUUUGGGGUCAUGAGUGGGAAAAGCACGGGACUUGUUCCUUUACAGUUGUUGGUGAUGAAUACAAUUAUUUUUUUACAACACUCAACGUCUAUUUCAAACAUAAUGUCACAAAAAUUCUGAAUGAAGCUGGAUAUGUACCUUCAAAUUCGGAAAAGUAUCCUCUCGGAGGCAUUAUUUCUGCCAUCCAAAAUUCUUUCCGGGCAACUCCUAAAAUUAGUUGCUCACAUGGUGCGGUGGAGGAGCUCCAAUUAUGCUUUUAUAAGGACUUUAAGCCUCGGGAUUGUUUAACUGGAUCUAGCACUCAGAAUGACGAGAUUUCUUCAAAAAGCUCUUGUCCAAAAUAUGUCAGCCUGCCAGCAUAUGUUUCAAUGGGCCUUGAAGAUGGUGGUGGAACUGCAGUUUCACGGUGAUCUCAGAUUGAAGCUCUUUGAGAUCUUUGUGUGGAUCAGCUGAUACUGAUUAAUAAAUGUGAUGGAUGUUCUAUUUGUAAACAGUGUACUUUUGAUUUUUUCUUCUACUGUCUUUUGAUUUGUGAAGCAUUGAAUAGUGGAUUUAAAUUGUAAAUGCAAUACUCGAGUCAUUUUUAUACCACUCGGUAAGUUUUAGUGGGA
Messenger RNA from Cornus florida, 1066 nucleotides. RefSeq names its product ribonuclease 2. Gene Ontology annotation, molecular function: ribonuclease T2 activity; RNA binding. Gene Ontology annotation, cellular component: extracellular region. Gene Ontology annotation, biological process: RNA catabolic process. Lineage: Eukaryota; Viridiplantae; Streptophyta; Magnoliopsida; Cornales; Cornaceae. Bases 59 to 865 code for a protein of 268 amino acids. The transcript has 9 exons. The record is from RefSeq and is a predicted model, not a curated record.